UCGGACGCAGCGUCUGGAUUCUACGGAAGCCGGAAUGGGCCCUUCGUAGCGACAGCAGGACUCUCCCCUGCCGACCAUAACGCAUUGCGCAGGGUGCACCACCACCACCUGGUCCUUCUGCGGCUUUAACGCCUCUGACAUGGAAACACUAUUGCAGUUCCAGCCGGGCUUCUGCUCCGAGCAGCAGCAGCACGGCCAGGACAAGCAAAGUCUUCUCCAGCAGUCCCAGGAUCAGCAGCAGAGCCCGUGCCUCCAGUGCAACUGCACCUGCUAUGAGGCCGCUGCGGCAGCAGCGGGGGAUAACCUGCCCUCGCUGCUCCGCACUUCUUCGCCCCUCUCGGGCGCCUUCAGCACUCGCUCCUCGCUGCUCUCCAUCUCCGCCUCCUCCCGGCAGGGCAGCCAGUUGAACGUCUGCGAGCUCACCCCCUCCAGCCAUGCCAGCUCGUCCAGGAAGCCCCACCAUUAUCCCCAGUACCACCAGUGCCAUAGCCCGCAGCAGGAGCAGGCAGUCAGUUCCAGCAGCAGUGUCAGCAGCGGCAGCACCCACCAUCACCACUACCAGCAGCGUCGGGAGAGCAAUCCCUUCGCCGAAGUAGCCAUGAGCAGCUGCAGGUACAACGGCGGCAUCAUGCGGCCGCUCAGCAACCUGAGCUCAUCCCGCAGGAACCUGCACGAGCUUGACUCUGAGCCUCAGUCGCUCCAGCCGCCGCUCGCCAGCCCCAUAUCCGCUGCUCCGGAGAUCGUGGUCUCCAAGCCCGAGCACAACAACUCCAACAACCUGGCGCUCUACGGCUCCGGCGGCAGGAACAACGGCGGGGGCAAGUCCAGCAAGAAGAAGAACCAGAACAUCGGCUACAAGCUGGGGCAUCGCCGGGCGCUCUUCGAGAAGCGCAAGCGCCUGAGCGACUACGCGCUCAUCUUCGGCAUGUUCGGCAUCGUAGUCAUGGUGAUCGAGACAGAGCUGUCCUGGGGCGCCUACACGAAGGAGUCUCUGUAUUCCCUCGCUCUAAAAUGCCUUAUUAGCCUCUCCACGAUUAUCCUGCUGGGGCUCAUUAUUGUAUACCAUGCAAGGGAAAUUCAGUUAUUCAUGGUGGACAAUGGAGCAGAUGACUGGAGAAUAGCCAUGACUUAUGAGCGCAUUUUCUUUAUCUGCUUGGAAAUACUUGUAUGUGCUAUACAUCCCAUACCUGGGAACUAUACAUUCACAUGGACAGCCCGGCUUGCCUUUUCUUAUGCUCCAUCCACAACAACAGCUGAUGUGGAUAUUAUUUUAUCUAUACCAAUGUUCUUAAGGCUGUAUCUUAUUGCCAGAGUUAUGCUUUUACAUAGCAAGCUCUUCACUGAUGCAUCAUCUAGAAGCAUUGGAGCGUUAAAUAAGAUAAACUUCAAUACCCGUUUUGUUAUGAAGACUUUAAUGACAAUAUGUCCAGGAACCGUACUGUUGGUUUUUAGUAUCUCAUUAUGGAUAAUUGCUGCGUGGACUGUCCGAGCUUGUGAAAGGUACCAUGACCAACAGGAUGUUACAAGUAACUUCCUUGGAGCAAUGUGGUUGAUUUCAAUAACAUUUCUGUCCAUUGGAUAUGGAGACAUGGUACCUAAUACAUACUGUGGGAAAGGAGUCUGUUUACUCACUGGAAUCAUGGGUGCUGGGUGCACUGCACUGGUGGUAGCUGUGGUUGCAAGGAAGUUAGAACUUACCAAAGCUGAAAAACAUGUGCAUAAUUUCAUGAUGGACACCCAGCUAACUAAAAGAGUGAAAAAUGCAGCAGCCAAUGUACUCAGGGAAACAUGGUUAAUUUAUAAAAGUACAAAGCUGGUUAAAAAGAUAGACCAUGCAAAAGUAAGGAAGCAUCAACGAAAAUUCUUGCAAGCUAUUCAUCAAUUAAGAAGUGUAAAAAUGGAACAAAGGAAACUGAAUGAUCAAGCAAACACCUUGGUGGACCUGGCAAAGACUCAAAACAUCAUGUAUGACAUGAUUUCUGACUUAAAUGAAAGAAGUGAAGAUUUUGAGAAGAGAAUUAUUACUCUGGAAACUAAACUGGAAACUUUAAUUCAUAGCAUUCAAGCUCUCCCUGGACUAAUUAGCCAGACAAUCAGCCAACAACAAAGGGAUCUCCUCGAGGCUCAGACACAAAAUUAUAAACAUGUUGCCUACAGUGCUGGACGAUCAUGGUCUUUUUCAAGAAGAAGGAGGUCUUCCUCCACAGUACCACCAACUUCAUCAGAGAGUAGCUAGAAGAGAAUAAGUUAACCACAAAAAUAAAGAUUUUUUGCCAUUAUAUGGUCAAUAUUUUAGCUUUUAUUGUAAAGCCCUAUGGUUCUAAUCAGUGUUAUCUGGGUUCUGAUGUCAGAAUCCCGGAAACCUGGAUACAACAUUUAAGACCAAAAUGAGUGAAAACUGUUCCCCCGCCCUCCUCUCAGAUGCACAGUGAACACACAUUACUAUAUUAUAUUGUUACUCCUGUAAUUUCACUAACUUUUUAUUCAUGCACUUCAAACAAACUUUACUACUACAGUAUAUGACAAUAAUAAAAAGGUGAAUUUCUGCACAUAUUUUCUUGAUUACUUGGAAUUUAACAGUUGAAAAAAAGUUCAUUAUUAAAAGACUUAAUUCUAAAACUUUAAGAAACAAAAUUCAAGCAUAAUUAUCUUCUCAGUAUGAAAACUCAGUCUCUAAACUUUUCACUGUAGGAGGGAAAAAUAAAAAUCAAAUAAAAAAUUUAAAAAAUCAGUGUUCAUCUUA
Molecule: messenger RNA, 2743 nt
Organism: Columba livia (rock pigeon)
Lineage: Eukaryota; Metazoa; Chordata; Aves; Columbiformes; Columbidae
Product: small conductance calcium-activated potassium channel protein 2-like
Exons: 8
Coding region: 140-2236 (698 amino acids)
Biological process (GO): potassium ion transmembrane transport
Cellular component (GO): plasma membrane; neuronal cell body; neuron projection
Molecular function (GO): small conductance calcium-activated potassium channel activity; calmodulin binding
Source: RefSeq, a predicted model, not a curated record